AUGUCAUUUUCCUCAGAACAAGAACCUCCAACAUCUACUUUGUUAUUUUUGAUAUACUUUAUUGUGACAAGGCUAAGUAAAACUAAGUAUUGUCUAUUUUUUUACCCAAAGCAUCAAAUGGAACAACAUUUUCGUCCUCAUAAAGAAAGCCGACUUAUUAACUCUUUAUGUGAAGUCCUUUUUGAUAUUUCAGGGAAAAACAAGUGCGGUGCAAGGGUGCAAUCUGAACUAGCCUCAGCAACCACAGAAGCCCUUAGGCGAAAGGAAACGGACCCAGCAAUGGGAAAAAAGACUUCAACUGAAAUGUUCCUGGUAGCACCUAUUUUAUCUAUGUUAUUUGGAACUGAAAUUCGUCUUGAUUAA
Echinococcus granulosus is the source of this 363-nucleotide messenger RNA. RefSeq lists its product as hypothetical. The coding region runs from base 1 to 363 and encodes 120 amino acids. The record is from RefSeq and is a predicted model, not a curated record. The transcript is spliced from 4 exons. NCBI's taxonomy places the organism in Eukaryota, Metazoa, Platyhelminthes, Cestoda, Cyclophyllidea, Taeniidae.